UGUCGCUCUUCCUCAUCAUGUCCAAGUUGUGUGUCAGUGAGCACCAGGUCCUCCGAAUCGGGGGUAUAUUUGAAACUCGGGAGAACGAGCAAGUGAGUGUGGAUGAGUUAGCCUUCAAAUUUGCCGUUACCAGUAUCAACCGCAACAGAAUGCUAAUGCCAAACACCACACUGACCUACGACAUUCAGAGAGUGAACUUUUUCGACAGUUUUGAAGCCUCCCGAAGAGUGUGUGACCAGUUAGCUCUAGGUGUUGCUGCAGUGUUUGGCCCUGCUCACAGUUCCUCAGUCAGUGCGGUUCAGUCCAUCUGUAAUGCCCUGGAAGUCCCACACAUCCAGACCCACUGGAAACAUCCCUCUGUGGACAACAAGGACUCUUUCUUUAUCAAUCUCUAUCCAGAGCACAGCUCCAUCAGCAGGGCCAUUUUGGAUGUUGUGACCUACUAUAAAUGGAAGACUAUAACAGUGGUCUAUGAAGACAGCAUAGGCCUAAUGCGCAUGCAGGAGGUGAUCAAAGCACCAUCCAGGAAUGGUAUGAAGGUGCGUAUUCGCCAGCUGCCCACAGGGAGCAGUGACGCUCGCCCACUUCUCAAGGAGAUGAAGAAGGAGCAGGAGUUCCAUGUCAUUUUUGACUGCUCCUACCAAAUGGCCUCUGAGCUGCUUAAACAGCUAAUGUCUAUGGGGAUGAUGACUGAGUACUACCAUUUUUUCUUCACUACUUUGGAUCUCUUUGCACUUGACCUGGAGCCAUACCGAUACAGUGGCGUAAACAUGACUGCUUUCCGCCUGCUAAACCUGGACAACCCCUAUGUUGCAUCUGUUAUUCAGAAAUGGGGCGCGGAAUGGCAGUUUGUCCCAUACAGACCUGAAAAUGGCCUGAUCCGUGGGAUGAUGACUACAUCAGCUGCUCUCAUGUAUGAUGCUGUGUUCAUGGUUGCCGUGGCAUCACAGCGGGCCAAUCAGAUGACAGUGAGCUCUCUGCAGUGCCAUAGGCACAAACCAUGGCGGUAUGGACCACGCUUCAUGAACCUGUUUAAGGAGGCUGUAUGGGAUGGCCUAACAGGACGCAUUGUCCUUAACAAGACUGAUGGAUUGAGGAAAGACUUUGAUCUGGACCUCAUCAGUCUAAUGGAGGAAGGUACAACAAAGCAUGUAGAUGAUGGCACAACCCGUCGUACAAAAUUGUGGACAAAGAUUGGGGUGUGGAAAUCAUAUACUGGUCUAAACUUGACUGAAAAAAGGGACAGCUCUAAUAACGUCACCGAUUCACUGGCCAACAGAACACUGAUUGUUACCACAAUUCUGGAGAACCCGUAUGUAAUGUAUAAGAAGUCUGAUAAGGUGCUUUAUGGGAAUGAUCGCUUUGAAGGCUAUUGUUUGGAUCUGCUGAAGGAGCUCUCCAACAUUCUGGGAUUCAGCUAUGAAGUCAAGCUGGUGUCAGAUGGCAAGUACGGUGCCCAGAAUGACAAGGGGGAAUGGAACGGAAUGGUCAGGGAGCUCAUUGACCACAUAGCUGAUCUGGCUGUGGCACCUUUGACCAUCACUUAUGUGCGAGAGAAAGUCAUAGACUUUUCGAAGCCAUUUAUGACCCUGGGGAUUAGUAUCUUGUACCGCAAACCCAAUGGCACCAACCCGGGAGUCUUCUCUUUCCUCAAACCUCUCACUCCAGACAUCUGGAUGUAUGUGCUGUUGGCGUGUUUGGGAGUCUGCUGUGUGCUUUUCAUUAUUGCUAGGUUCACACCAUAUGAAUGGUAUAACCCUCAUCCUUGCAAUCCUUCAUCAGAAGUGAUGGAAAAUAACUUCACAUUAUUAAAUAGUUUGUGGUUUGGAGUUGCAGCACUCAUGAGACAAGGGUCAGACCAGAUGCCCAAGGCUUUAUCCACCAGAAUUGUUGGGGGGAUUUGGUGGUUCUUCACACUAAUCAUCAUAUCCUCCUACACUGCUAACCUAGCUGCCUUUCUCACUGUGGAGCGGAUGGACGCUCCAAUCGAUUCUGCAGACGAUCUGGCCAAGCAGUCUAGAAUAGAAUAUGGAGCAGUAAGAGACGGUUCUACCAUGACUUUCUUUAAGAAAUCAAAGAUCUCAACAUAUGAGAAGAUGUGGGCGUUCAUGAGCAGCAGGAAGGACACAGCCCUGGUGAAGAACAAUAAAGAGGGCAUCACACGCGUCCUCACUACAGACUAUGCCCUCCUCAUGGAGUCCACCAGUAUAGAAUACAUUAGCCAGAGAAACUGUAACCUCACUCAGGUCGGAGGACUCAUAGACUCCAAAGGCUAUGGAGUAGGCACACCUAUAGGCUCGCCUUACCGGGACAAGGUGACCAUCGCCAUCCUACAGCUGCAGGAGGAGGGCAAGCUCCACAUGAUGAAGGAGAAGUGGUGGAGGGGGAACGGCUGCCCUGAGGAGAACAACAAGGAGGCCAAUUCCUUAGGAGUUGAGAACAUUGGGGGAAUAUUCAUUGUGCUUGCUGCUGGCCUCGUUCUCUCUGUUUUUGUGGCAAUUGGAGAGUUCAUCUACAAAUCUCACCAGAACAGUGACAUUGAGGAGUGCAUUUGUUGCAGCAAGCUGAUGGAGGAGCUCGGAGUGUCUUUCAGGUGCCACAAAGCAAUGAGGAAAAGGAGGAGACCACGAGGGAAAGCAGGACUCACAGGAGUCUUAUGCAAUUCCAAAUGUUUCCUGAGGAAAGAAACUGUGGCCUAG
This is a messenger RNA of Neoarius graeffei (lesser salmon catfish), 2699 nucleotides long. RefSeq names its product glutamate receptor, ionotropic, kainate 1a (gene grik1a). Gene Ontology annotation, molecular function: kainate selective glutamate receptor activity; transmitter-gated monoatomic ion channel activity involved in regulation of postsynaptic membrane potential. The transcript has 17 exons. Lineage: Eukaryota; Metazoa; Chordata; Actinopteri; Siluriformes; Ariidae. The record is from RefSeq and is a predicted model, not a curated record. Gene Ontology annotation, biological process: monoatomic ion transport; modulation of chemical synaptic transmission; synaptic transmission, glutamatergic. Gene Ontology annotation, cellular component: kainate selective glutamate receptor complex; postsynaptic membrane; plasma membrane. Bases 18 to 2699 code for a protein of 893 amino acids.